This is a messenger RNA of Fundulus heteroclitus (mummichog), 1896 nucleotides long. It is a transcript of the gene noc4l, whose product is annotated as nucleolar complex associated 4 homolog. Gene Ontology annotation, biological process: ribosome biogenesis. Gene Ontology annotation, cellular component: nucleolus; small-subunit processome; Noc4p-Nop14p complex. Lineage: Eukaryota; Metazoa; Chordata; Actinopteri; Cyprinodontiformes; Fundulidae. The transcript is spliced from 15 exons. Bases 70 to 1650 code for a protein of 526 amino acids. The record is from RefSeq and is a predicted model, not a curated record.
GUUUUUCCGCCUAAGCCCUUUUUUCCCAUUCUCCAGCGAACACGCGAACGCACCAGACCGUCAACAAACAUGGCGCCGGCCAAGAAGCGCAACGUGAGUUCGCAACCUAAUGCAAAAAGGAGCAAAAUCGACUUGGAAGGCAUUGUUGAACGUUUACUUGAAAGCAGAAAACAUGCCAACGACGUUUUUGACAUUCUCGAGUUCCUUCAGUCAGAAAAAGAGAAGAAUGUUACCUGCGCUGUUAACGCCUGCUGCAAGCUGUUCUGCACCCUAUUGGAGAGAAAGGAUUUAUUUAUUGGAAAGCUCCCCGAGGAGGACGAGGCGUUGAACGGUGGACGCAGCGCUGAGGAGAAGUACAAGAUUUUCAUGCGACACCGUUACAACAGCUGUGUGGAGAUAAUGCUGGAGCAUCUCAACCAUGAAAUACAUGAAGUUAAGGAGAGCGCCCUGUGCUGCCUGAUGAAAUUUGCUGCAGAACAAGGACAGCAUCCUCUGGAAGAUCUGGACUGGAGUGAACACUUCAGUUUCCCACGAGAACUGAUCCACGCAGUGGUGCAAACCCUUCUGUCUCAGACCUCGGACAACUCCCUGCUGAUCUCCAGGUUCCAGGAGUUCCUUGAGAUGGAAGAUGUACGUUAUUACGUGAUGAGCGCCAUCCGUGAAAACGUUGCCACGGUCAUGGACAAAAACAAAGGGGCUGUCUUGCCUGUAUAUCAGUCCAAUGUGUUCACUCUCAUGUCCAACAUUAAUAUGCCAAGCCAGGACUCUGAGCUUACCAACUUCAUGGUCAAACAGGAAGCCAAGCAUGAGGAUUGGAAGGCAGCAAAGCUGCUUGACCACAAACGGGCCUUUGAGAGAAUGUGGCUUGGAUUUUUGAAGUAUAAGUUGCCUAACAGCAUGUAUAAAAAGGUGUUGGUGAUCCUUCAUGACUCCAUCUUGCCACACAUGAGCAAACCCACACUGAUGAUUGACUUUUUGACAGCUGCCUAUGAUGUUGGUGGAGCUAUCAGUCUGCUGGCCCUAAAUGGCCUAUUUGUGCUCAUUCAUCAACACAACCUAGAAUAUCCUGAUUUCUAUAAAAAGUUGUAUAACCUUCUUGAGCCGUCAGUUUUCCAUGUGAAGUACAGAGCUCGCUUCUUCCAUCUGGCCAAUCUUUUCCUUAGCUCCAGUCACCUGCCGGUCUACCUGGUGGCCGCGUUCGCCAAACGCCUGGCUCGUCUGGCUCUUACCGCUCCCCCCACAGCUCUGCUCAUCGUGCUGCCCUUCAUCUACAACCUGAUCCGACGCCAUCCGUCCUGCAGAGUUCUGAUUCACAAGCCUAGCGCAGAAGACGAGCUCCUUGAAGACCCAUAUUUGAUGGAAGAAGAAGAUCCAGCGCUUUGUCGUGCCUUAGAAAGCAGCUUGUGGGAAAUUAAGACACUGCAGAAGCAUUAUCAUCCAGAUGUGGCCAAAGCUGCUAUGCUGAUCAACAAACCUCUACCAGAGCAGGAAGAUGACCUCAAUGAGGUGCUGGAGAUGACUGCUUAUGAGCUGAUGGAGCGAGACCUGAAGCCGUCACAGAGCAAGAGUGUCCCGCUGGAGUUUGAAGCUGCUACACAUUUACUAAAAGGAGGAGGAGAAGUGUUGGGACAACACUUUUGUCUAGUUUAAAAGAUAAAAAAUAAUCUUCAGCCACUGUUUAUAACUGUUUUUAAGCUGUUAAUGUUUCUUUGAUGAAUGCCUGAAGAAUAGGCAAACGUCAUGUACAAAACUGCCAUAUGAAUCUAGUUUUCCUUUUAUGAUUAGAGAACCAGAAAUGUUAUUGUUCUUCUUUGAACUUGACUUGUAUUGCUGCCUUUCUACCUACCCAUCAACAGCUUAUGUGCUCAAUAAAUAUUAAGCUGCAGUACCUCUGCA